Molecule: messenger RNA, 5062 nt
Organism: Zootermopsis nevadensis
Lineage: Eukaryota; Metazoa; Arthropoda; Insecta; Blattodea; Termopsidae
Gene: hyx
Product: cell division cycle 73 hyrax
Biological process (GO): positive regulation of transcription elongation by RNA polymerase II; transcription elongation by RNA polymerase II
Cellular component (GO): Cdc73/Paf1 complex
Molecular function (GO): RNA polymerase II complex binding
Source: RefSeq, a predicted model, not a curated record
GUUUAGUAUUGUUGUUUCAUAAGAUAUGCAUUUGUUUACACUGACUGCCGACUAGUUAGUAUUUCCUUAAUUAAAUUACUUUGUUGAUGUCUAUUGUACACAUAAUAAAAUGUUUGUACUAGAUUUUGGAUACUGUUCGUAGUAUAUGCAUAAAGUUUACUUCCGUUCAAGUCAAGAUGGCUGAUCCUUUGAGCCUAUUGAGACAGUACAAUGUUAACAAAAAGGAAAUUAUAGAACGAGAUAAUCAGAUUAUAUUUGGUGAAUUUUCUUGGCCAAAAAAUGUGAAGACAAAUUACUUGAUGUGGGGCUCUGGUAAAGAUGGAGCCCCAAAGGAAUAUUACACAUUAGAAUGUUUAUUAUUCCUAUUAAAAAAUGUCACUCUCACACAUCCUGUGUAUGUGCGCCAGGCUGCUGCAGAGAACAUUCCUGUGGUGCGGCGACCAGACAGGAAAGAUUUGCUGGCCUACUUGAACGGUGAAACUGCUGCUUCAGCCAGCAUUGAUAAGUCAGCUCCUCUUGAGAUUCCCACACAAGUAAAAAGGACAGCAGAUGAUGCUCUUGAAUCAGUUGCCAAGAAGCCUCGUUUUGAAGAAACACAGGUGCAAAAGGUGAAAGAACAGCUUGCAGCUAGGCUUGAUGCACCCAAGGAAGCAUCUGUAACAGUUGACAACAUCAAAUCCUUGUCAGAAGCAAUGUCUGUAGAAAAAAUUGCUGCUAUCAAAGCUAAACGUCUGGCAAAGAAGAGGACAACUAUAAAAGGAAAUGAUGAUAUAGGUUUAGGCUCAGAUCUCCGUGUCAUGUUAGAUUUUGAUGUGGAUGUGACGAAAGACAUCAUCUCUAGAGAACGGCAGUGGAGAACACGUACUACUAUUCUGCAGAGUGCUGGAAAGAUAUUUGCAAAGAACAUUUUUGCUAUUCUGCAAUCAAUUAAAGCUCGAGAGGAGGGGCGACACAGGCCUCCACAGCCUACACCUAUUGUCACCCCGCGAGCAACUCCCAUUAGAUCCAUACCACAGCCUGCUGUAUACAACAGAUAUGAUCAGGAGAGGUUCAUCCGACAAAAGGAAGAAACUGAGGGAUUCAAAAUAGACACACUGGGAACUUACCAUGGAAUGACCCUUAAGUCUGUGACUGAAGGAACACAACCAAAGAAACUACAAACUCCGUCUCAACCAAUUAUGCCCCAACCAAGACCUGUGGCUGAGGCACGAAUUGCAGUUCAACCCAGCAAGCGUAUCUCUCGGACUCCAAUAAUAAUCAUACCAGCUGCAACAACAUCCCUCAUUACAAUGUACAAUGCUAAAGAUGUCCUGCAGGAUCUGAGAUUUGUAAGUACUGAAGAGAAGAAACUUCAGGGUGCGAAACGGGAUAAUGAAAUCCUGCUUCAGCGUCGGAAAGAAGGCGCUCUCACUGUGCCAUAUCGAGUUAUUGACAACCCUCAGAAACUGACAAAUGCAGAUUGGGACCGUGUUGUUGCUGUCUUUGUGAUGGGCCCAGCGUGGCAGUUCAAGGGUUGGCCAUGGGAUGGUAAUCCUGUAGAGAUAUUUUCAAAGAUCUGUGCAUUCCAUAUCAAGUAUGAUGAGAUGAAGUUGGAUUCUAAUGUUGGUCGUUGGGCUGUACAUGUUAUUGAACUGUCACGUACCAAACGUCAUUUGGAUCGUGCCGCAUUAAUGGUCUUCUGGGAGAAACUAGAUAAGCACAUGAUCAAGAAUAAACCACACUUGCGAUUCUAAAGUGUUAAAUUUUUCUUGCUACAACAGCGAUUCUUGGAAAUAUAAAGCUAGCAGGACUGUAAGUAUUGUGUAAAUAAAUAUAAUGCCUCUUAAAUUUGAUUGUAAGUGUGACAUGAGUUUGUAAGACAUGUUACGAUGAUCCAUUUGUCUUAGCUAUUGGAAUACCGUUUCAGUUUUGCUACAUUCUUAUAUUACAUGAUAAAAUUGAAAGAAAUAUUUGGAAGAAUUCUUCCACAAUUAAAAGGGGCCUUAAUAUAGUAUAUAAGGAGCUCCCCCAUUCCAUUGCUGUUUGUUUAUUUGGCAGAAAUAGAAUGUAAGAAUCUCCUUUGUUAUAAUUUGACCAGUGUCUGUCUUAACUACCAGAGUGCUGUCAGACAUGAAAUUGAAGUGGACUAUGUAUGAAAGUUAAUAAAUACUAUAUUUGCCCAAAUGUAAAGUAAUUCCUCUUCUCAAAAAUUACUUCAUUGAAAAACUAUUUUUUCCUAAUUUUAAUGUUGAGUUGGUUACCAUGUCCCCAUCCCCCAUCACUGUUUAAUAUAGGUUUGAAAUAAUAUAUACAGUUAAGCUACCUAUACCUACUUACUCCUUGGAUAACAAUACUACUUGCACUUAAACCACUGUCGAGUACUUUGCACUACUGGUGAUGUAAAACAGUCACGGUGAAGCAUUUUGCUUUCUUUGUGAUUAUAGGAUAAUCCCUGUUUCAGAUGCUAAAUUAAAUUUGGAUAAAUGUGGUAUCUGUAUGCUGCUGUACUAAGUGAUUGUGACAAGUAAAGAAAUGAACAACAGACUGUGUUGGUUAUGUUAAUUGCUAUGUACAAAAAACAUCUAAGAAGUUAAUUUUAUGUUGUCUGUAAUGUACUUUUCUAUGUGUGUGCACUGUGCCACAUUUAUUUCAUUUAUGCCAAUGUAACACUGAAAUCUCAUUCAUAUACAUUGAAACAUAUUUUAUGGUUCACAGAGAUCUAACUUAAAGCUGCAUAAACAACAUGCCACGAAUGCUUGCAGGAGGUGUAUAUUUGUUCUGGCUUUGCCUCAGGCUGCUGUAGCUGUUUAUUUUCCACUGUUAUAAUCCUUCAGAAAAUUAUUGGUUGUAGUUACUAUCUUAUCACAAAUCAUAUAUUUGGAACACACAUCUGGUAUUAAUAGGUUUGGAAAAUAAAAUAAUGACAUAUUGCAUGCCACAUUUUCAAAAAGAGACUGUGCAACAGAGCUUGUGGCUUUAAUGUCCAUUGAUUAACACAACAGACUGGAUUAUUAUCGCUGCUAUGCCACCCUCCCUGCUAUUUUAUGCUAAAGGGGAGCAUGUCACACAAAUUGUAUAAUCAGUAGUACAGAUUAUAGUUUCUUGCUUGUGAACAGUUAUGUGCUGAGUCUUUUUCAUAUAUUUAUCAUGAAGAGAUACAUGUCAUGAAAAGAAAUGGUUUGUUGGUAAUAGCAACAUGCUGCCGUGAUCUGGCUGAAAGUUUUGUUAAUAGCACAGAAACAUUAGGCCAUCCAGUUGCAGAUGUGGUUAGAUGCCGGUGUCUUACCUCAGAAGCCAUUCAGUCCUAGGACAGUUCACAUGAGAUAUUCGGUGAUCAUAGCAGCACUGAAACAAGUUUUUCUGCAAGUAAUUUGGGUUUUUGUUACCAGUCAUCAUUCUGUCUUGCUCUUUGGCAUGCCAGCCUGUAUCACAGUCUUGGACCUCGGGGUAUUUCUCUGACCUGGCUGUUGAUUGGAUACUCAGUAAGAAGUUGAGUAUGUGCAUUAUCUCAUCUAUUAUUCUUACAAUUCUGUAAUAAAUUAAUUUAGCUCCAUAUGGAGUUUGUCUAUCAUAUGGAUUUUUAUUUUGUGUUUAAACAUGGUGUGUAUGAAUAAAAAGCCAUAUCUUGGAGCAGACAUAAACAUUAAAUGAAAUGAAUGUUUUUAAGUACUGAAUUCUUGUAUUACUAGUGCAGUUUGUUUUAUUCAAAGAAGACUACAUUGAUAGCCUGCCUGACAGAUGAGUGACUUUUAAACCUCCAAACACAUCUUGUGCAUGCAUUUGAAUGGUCUGUGUUCUUGUAGGGAAGUGUUUUUAAUUGGUUAUUUUUUUUGUAACAUAGUCAUAACAACUACAGUCAUUCUAAUGGAUCUUUUUCAUGCUUAUUUGGUAAAGGUAAAUACAAUAUUACUGUGUACUUUGUAAAGAAGUGUGAAGCAGACUGUGCAGUGUGCUGUGAUACCCUCUUGUUGUUUGUUUUGGUCAUUUAUUUUGUGCAUGUUCCAUAAUGAAUUAAUUAAUUCACAGUGUUGAAUGAACAAUGUAUUUAAGUCUUGUACAUAAAAUGUUAUCUUAAGUUUGAAAGUACUGCCAUUAUCAUUUCUCAGUUGGGAAGUGACAACUGUCUUUUUAGCGGAGGUAUGAGAAUUGUGAAUAUUCUGUCUGUAUUUGAAUGAAUUUAUGAAGUUAAUAUAUAUGAUAAUGUACAUAAAUCUUUUAAUAGUAGCAGUAAUAGUAAGGUCCUGUUUAUUCUUUUAAUCUAUGUUUUCUAUGAUAUUGCAAAAUGUUGUGAUACUUAAUUUUUCCGAACAACAGUACAGUGCAAGAACACAGGCAUCUUGCAGCUCAUUUGAAAUGUCAAAUAUAGUGUGUAUGCUGUGGUUCCAGUUCCUUGUUCUGGUUCCUUCCAUUUUACAGUCAACUUAUCAAGGAUUGAUUUGUAGAGAGAAUUAACAUAUACUCAAAUAUAUGAAUACAAUUCAUUGCUUAAAUGAGCAGAAAAUAUUAAUUCUUCCCUGUGUAGUGUUCAUGUUGACAGAUUUAUGAUAGUACCUGAGUGAACAUUGAAAUUAUGGCUUGUGGGAACUUAUUGAUGCAUUUGGUAAAAUAAAAGGAACAUAUGUACCUUAAUCAUUUUUUGACUACAUUUAAAAUGCAUAAUGUAGUCCCAAUACUAAUUUUAUGAUGAAAUACAUGUGAGAUAACAAUUUUUUUUAUUUAUUUUAAAGAUUGUGUUCUGGUGUGUGGCUAGAAUAAUCAUACAAAAUGAGGUCAUGUAUUUGUACCAGUUUAAGACAUGUUGCAUCUCAUACACAGUUAACUGAGAAAAUUGUUAUAACUGUUAACAUAAGCCCCACUUAUGUACAUUAUAUGUAUUGACAUCACUUUCAUGUACACAUAUUUGUAAAAUAUUGGUUACUGUAUUCAUUAAAUGAUAGAAGAUUGUAUAUUUGAAAAUACACUUAUUUUGAAAUAGUAUUGACUUUAGUUUCUGUUUGUAAAGAAAUGUGGUUAAGCAGUCUUUUUAUAUAUGUGUAUAUUGCUUACUUAACCAGUCAAUAAAAACUUGACCAUAUCUUUCGUA